AUGUCUGAAGACUCUGACGAAGUCUAUAGAUUCUGCGAGGACCCAAUAACAAGAACUAGCUCAUCCCAACCCGACAGCCGCCCUACUAGUCCUGUUUCACCUUACCGAUACCAAAGACCUCUUACUUCAACAACCUCACACCAUUCCUCAAAUUCACAUACACUCCCUGCCUCCAUGAGCACUACUAGUACUACUCCACAGUCUCGCCAAAGAGGAUCUGAUACGGAAGGAAGGUUUCCCUCAUCGCCUAGCGACAUCUGCCAUUCGAGUGACUUGAGAAGAAAGGCUCUUCUCAGGUCUGUUCAAAUGAGAACACAACCUUGUGGUAUUGCUUCAACUUCUGGGACAAGCAAUGUUGACGGUGGUGAAGAGAGGAUGUGCUUUAAGUCUAUGGAAGAAGAUAUAUACGUUGUGGAGUGCAAUGAAGAGCACUCCAUUAAAGCUCUCAUAUCUCUAUCAGUGCAUUUGGUUGUGGAUCCUUUCAUCUUCAAUCUCAUGGAAGAUGUUUCAGUAAAGUUUCUUGUCUGUCUCAUUGCAUAG
Molecule: messenger RNA, 540 nt
Organism: Brassica rapa (field mustard)
Lineage: Eukaryota; Viridiplantae; Streptophyta; Magnoliopsida; Brassicales; Brassicaceae
Source: RefSeq, a predicted model, not a curated record